CAAGUAAUUAAACAUACAUUUAAGGCGACUUGGGUUUUUAAAAGAAAUGGACUUGUCAUUUACGGAUUAGGUGAUGACGCUGGUUUGCUAUUCAAAAGUGGAGUUCAGGCCCAGUUUCUUGUAAGCAUAUUUUGUUUCUUAAAAGCCCAAGCUGUAUCAAUUCAUUUUGGGCUGUAAAAAUUGAAAAACCGAGCCCAAAGUACAGGGAGUCUUCUUCUUCGUUGCUGUGGAUUUUUCUUCAAAAGCGGCUUUGAAAUGACGGAAACGCAAUCGGCGCCCGAGUUCAACUCCGCCUGGGAAAAUCCUGCCGCCGUCUGCCUCUUCUCAUAAAUACAGCUAGAAUCCGGCGUCCGGUGUCAGACGAGAACGAAUUUGUAUUGGGCCGGAGUAGGUCUGCCGUUGCCGCUCAUUCGUCAAGAGAGCUGUAUAGUCAUGGCUUUGGCUCGACUAACUAACCUCAACAAUCAUUUGAAUCCUGCCAAAACCUUUGUUCCCAAGGAUGGUAUCACUGGACUUAUUAGAAUGUCAAAUGAAGUUUCUGAGGCUUUAUCCUGUGGGGGAGCUGUUGUUGCUCUCGAGUCCACUAUAAUUUCUCAUGGAAUGCCUUAUCCUGAAAAUUUGGAGGUUGCAAAAGCUGUGGAAGCUAUUGUGCGGCAUCAUGGUGCCGUGCCUGCAACAGUUGCAAUUCUGGAUGGCAUCCCAUUCAUUGGAUUGGAUUCACAACAACUCGAGAGGCUCGCCAAGCUGGGACCAAAAGUCCGUAAGACAGCUCGGCGGGAUAUUGCUCAUGUGGUUGCUACCCGGGGUAAUGGUGCAACCACAGUUUCUGCAACGAUGGUUUUUGCUUCAAUGGUUGGGAUUCCAAUUUUUGUCACUGGGGGCAUUGGAGGAGUCCACAGGCAUGGAGAAAAUACAAUGGAUGUUUCUUCGGAUCUCACUGAGCUUGGAAGGACUCCAGUAGCUGUAGUAUCUGCUGGUGUCAAAUCGAUUUUAGAUAUCCCAAGAACCCUUGAGUAUCUGGAAACUCAAGGAGUUUGUGUUGCAGCAUACAAGACAGACGAAUUUCCUGCCUUUUUCACUCCAAUUAGUGGUUGUAAGGCUCCUUGUCGAAUUGAUACCCCAGAAGAUUGCGCUCGACUAAUCGAUGGGAACUUGAAACUGAAUCUCCAGUCAGGAAUACUUAUUGCGGUUCCUAUUCCACAAAAGCACUCAGCUUCGGGAAACAUGAUCGAGUCAGCGAUACAGCAAGCUAUUCAAGAAGCAAGGGAGCGGCGAGUAACUGGAAGUGCUGAAACUCCUUUCUUGCUUGCUAGAGUCAAUGAGCUUACUGGAGGCGCCUCUCUGUUUGCCAAUAUUGCACUUGUAAAGAAUAAUGCAGCGAUUGGUGCUCAAGCUGCCGUUGCACUUGCAAAACUUCGUAGAGCCACAGGGGCUGAUUCAUGUUAAUUAGUUUGGGAACAAAUUCAUAAAUUGGAAAGAAGAACUUUAUUGGUGUUCAAAGGAUGUUAUCGAACGUCAAUAAAGUUCAUUUUCUUGUAAAUUAAGGUAAUUCUGCUACUUGGUGUUAUUUAUAUAUGAACUUGGUUAAAGUUAAGUUUAAAGGUUAUGGAGAGAUGUUUUGAGUUCAUUUUGGCCGUUAGUUUAUUUGUUCCCUCUUCACCUGGUUAGAACUUAGAAUAGACUACAUGGUGAAUUGCACUGCUGCUAAUCUGUUAUCUAAGGUGGCUUGUUGACAAAUUCUUUCUUUGCUGUUAGUCUGUUAAUCCAAGAUGGCUUCUUGACAAAUUCUUUCUUUGCUGCGAAUCUGUUAAUCCAAGAUGGC
Messenger RNA from Oldenlandia corymbosa var. corymbosa, 1822 nucleotides. The record is from the annotation of a GenBank genome assembly. NCBI's taxonomy places the organism in Eukaryota, Viridiplantae, Streptophyta, Magnoliopsida, Gentianales, Rubiaceae.